Messenger RNA from Moesziomyces aphidis, 1020 nucleotides. NCBI's taxonomy places the organism in Eukaryota, Fungi, Basidiomycota, Ustilaginomycetes, Ustilaginales, Ustilaginaceae. The record is from the annotation of a GenBank genome assembly.
AUGAAGACCUCGCAGAUCGUUCUCACCUCGCUCUCCGUGCUCGGCGUCGCGGGCAUCGGAUACGCCGUCUACUUUGACCACCGCCGUCGCACCGACGCGACAUUCCGCAAGAACCUGCGCAAGGAGAGCAAGCGCACCUCCAAGGCCGAAAAGAAGGCAGCCGCAAAGCGCACCCAGCAGGAGGACGGCUUCAUCGAGGAGCUCUUACAGGAGGUGCGUGCUCCCGGCGCCUUCCCUUCCGGCGUCGAGGAGCGCGAGCAGUACUUCCUCAAGUAUGUCUCGCUCGGCGAGCAGCUCUUCGCCAUGGGCACCGACAAGUACCUCGACGCCGCAGCUGCCUUCUUCAAGGCGCUCAAGGUGUACCCGCAGCCCGUCGAGCUCAUCAUGAUCUACCAGAAGGCCGUGCCCAAGGAGGUCUUUGACACCAUCAUGCGCAUCGUCAGCAAGGAGAUCGCAACGGGCGGCGCCGCAGAGGGCAUGUCGGCUGAGAACCUCGACGAGGUCGAUGACGAUGGCCCGUCGCAGCUUGAAGCAUCCAAGGACGAGGAUGACGAGGAUGACGACGAGGAGGCUGAAGCCAAGGUCGAUGCCGCCGCGACGGAAGACAAGGAUGCUUCCGCCGGCGCCGCUUCGGCAACUCCCGCGGCGGCGUCCGCCCCUCGCCAGGGCACUGACAGCGGCACCACCUCGAGCCAGGAGUGGGACACCCUUUCGGCCACCAGCCUCAACGAGACCGGCGUCAUGGUCACGCCCAACGCGCCCGCCUCCGCUGCUUCCGAGAGCCCCGACACAAAGGAGGCCGCACCGAAGCCGUCGGCCGACGAGCUCAAGCCGCCCAGCAUCGACACCUCCGCCUCCGUCACCCAGUCCAGCACCCAGCAGCCCACCACACCAUCCAAGCAGAACUUCACCUCGGGAUGGAGCCCCGCCCCUGUCUUUGGUGCCUCCAGCCCGCGCGCCGAGAAGAAGGCGUCCGUGGAGGCCGGCUCGGACGACGAGACCCAGGACAAGUCCGAGUAG